GGUUGUCCAAGGAAGCACGGCAGUCUUCGUCACUCUCUGUUCCCUAUUGAAUAACCAAUGGAGACCGUCUUUGCCGGCAGUGAUUCCACUGGUGGCGACGAAUAUUGGAUGCUCCAUGGCGUUUUGUUACAUUCUUGCCUCAUUUACCGCAUGGUCAGUCACAGUAUUCAACCAUCCCAGCGUUUGGUAUACAAUGUGUUGGCAAUUUCCACUGCUUGGAAUUGUCGUCGAUUUCGGCCACUAUUUCGUUCAUCGGGCGAUGCAUUCCAAAUUCUGGUAUGAACAUAUCCAUUACGUACACCACAGCCUCAAUGACGGCGGACCCCUGACGGCGUAUUACUCGCAUCCCCUUGAUUUCUUGCUGGGAAUCACGGCUCCGGUGGUGCUGGGAUGGUGGACCAUCCACGGCGAUCUGAAGGCCUUCUUGGUUUAUGUUUUUCUAGCUCAGGUCGGAGCGCUGUACAUCCAUAGUGGCCAGAGCUGGUUGGGCAAUAAGUGGCACUAUCAACAUCAUGCCAAGUUGAAAAGGGUAUAUGGCUUGUUUGGUAUAAGCGACUUUUGUUUAAAAUAAGCUCCUACUUGAGUCUGCUAUCUAUAAUCACCGAAAGAUUCAGGAAUACCGAGAGCAUCGAUGGAAAGUUGAUUAAGGAACCGCUCGAAGAAUCACACGAAUUCUAAGGAUAUAAGAAUCAGUGUUGGCAUAUCAGUGUCGGGGUCAGUAUUUGGACAGGGACA
Penicilliopsis zonata CBS 506.65 is the source of this 735-nucleotide messenger RNA. RefSeq lists its product as hypothetical. NCBI's taxonomy places the organism in Eukaryota, Fungi, Ascomycota, Eurotiomycetes, Eurotiales, Aspergillaceae. The record is from RefSeq and is a predicted model, not a curated record. Bases 194 to 571 code for a protein of 125 amino acids. Gene Ontology annotation, biological process: lipid biosynthetic process. The transcript has a single exon. Gene Ontology annotation, molecular function: oxidoreductase activity; iron ion binding.